GAAGGAGCUGUUUCACUGUGACGAAAUGUAAAACAAUUAAGCUCCCGGCUCGAGUGACCGAACAGGUGUGCGACCGAACGACCCGGCGGGGAGUGUUUGUUUUAUUCAUCGGCGUUGAAAAAAACAAAAAACACAGCCUUGCGGAGUUAUCGACUGCAGCUCACCGCCCCCUAACAACAACAAAACAACCAACAACAACAAACACACAACCCCUUGGUGUCUGCCGGCUCCGUGCGAAGGCGUCGACCUCGUCAUUGCGUUUCCACAACUAUGCGCUCGCACGUUCGGCCCCGCCCGCCGCGGUGACGUCACUAGGAGGGGCAUCCCUCUGCCGGUGUUUAUUUCAGAAGACGACGCCACACGGACCCGGCAGUCGAGUCGGAAGACGGACGGGACCAAACAUGUUCGAGGCGAGAGGAGUCGCCUUUGUCCUGCUCGACGUAGCAUGUCUCGUCCUGGGGGGUCUGCCUCUGGCGGCCUUUAACCUGGCUAAGAUCCGCCCCUACCAGAGGGGCUUUUUCUGUAGCGACGACAGCAUCAAGUACCCGUUCCACAGCGGCACAAUAAGCUCCGCCGUGCUCUACGGCGUGGGCUUGGCCCUGCCCAUUAGCUGCAUGAUAAUUGGCGAGUGCCUUUCGGUCUAUUUAAAGCGCAUCAAAUCCAAGUCCUCUUUCGGCAGCUACGUCUCCAGUGUCUACAAGGCCGUCGGCUCGUUCGUCUUCGGCGCCGCCAUGAGCCAGUCUCUGACCGACAUCGCCAAGUACUCCAUCGGCCGCCUCAGGCCGCACUUCCUGGCCGUGUGCAAACCCGACUGGGGGAAAAUCAACUGCUCGUCGGGGGCGUACGUCGAAGACUUCGCCUGCACUGGAGACCCGGACGUGGUCAACGAGGCCAGACUGUCCUUCUACUCGGGACACUCCUCUUUUUCCAUGUACUGCAUGCUCUUCCUGGCUCUGUACCUGCAGGCCCGGCUGCGGGCCGACUGGGCGAGGCUGCUGAGACCCACCAUCCAGUUUUUCCUGAUUGCUGCCACAGUGUUCACAGGAUUGUCCCGGGUGUCCGACUAUAAGCAUCACUGGAGCGACGUGCUGACUGGACUCCUGCAGGGGGCUCUCAUGGCCGUCCUGGUGGUCUUCUGCGUGUCGGACUUUUUCAAGCCGCGCGUGGUUCCCCAUAAGGACGACAUCCCGCACGCGACCCUGCAGGAGACUCCGACCAACGGAAACCACUUUGAGAGUCCCAACUAAGCAAAGAGGAGGAGGAGGAUGAAGGGGACGACACCUCUCUGCUCUGCCCAAAGGAAGCCAGCUCUCUAGCCCUUCGUCUCACACCAACAAUCCACCAACAGCUGGUUCCAAGCCGCGCACAUAUGCUGAUGUGAGCUGGACAGAUGUGGGUUAAGGGUUAGAGACUCUGGAAAGACAGAGCAUUUUAGCGCGCAUGCAUCUACUGAGCUGCUGAGAAGACGUUACUGCUGCCUGCGCCCACUAAACUGUCCAACCACUGCUGGGAGGGGAGGGAUGGGGAGGCGGGGGCCCUGAAACCUGUGAAUGUAAGCUUGCUUUGUGCUUUUCCCGACCUGGAGUCAAUCUGCUCAACGAUCGGUUUCUAGUUGCACUCCGGCACCUCAAUCUCGUAACUUGCUGCCUUUAGGUCCAGCCUCAAUUUAGGGGGAGGGAGGGAGCGAGGGGGUUAGUGUUUUGCCUCACGGCUCGAACGUGAAGCUGAUCUUCACAUCUGGAGCUGCUGUCACACCUAAUAUGGUCGAAGGGGAAGCUCCACUUUGAGAGUAGGCGGUUUUUCCUGCGCUGCCUUUACUGGACUGCUGCUAAAUACUAAACAUCAAGUGUACAGACAAUGCGCUUUUAUAUAAUCUGUGUGCAAAUAAGAAAUGUUGAAUAUAGGAAAAAGGAAAAGCCAUUUUACUUAAAAUGAACAUACGUUUGUAUUGUCAUGAUCGGUUAUAAAAUUAAAGCAUGACUUCCUCAGCCAGAUAUCAAAAUGUUAUGAACCUAGUUUCUCAUGCAAGCAAAAAAUGAUAAAAGCAUGACUUCAUGUCCCAAAAUAUUCACAGUAUAAUUCUCCUUUGAUAAUCGUGCAAAUUAUUGCAGAACAUUUUGGGUAUAAACGGAAAACUUUUUUCCCCACUCAUUUGUAAAAUACACACACACCAGGACAUUCGUUUGAGUUACUUUACUAUGACUAAUUUAAGACACUACGGCUUUGUGACAUUCGUUUGAAACAUACACACGACUUACUGGUUUGGGUAUAAAAUUAAAGUAUUUAAUCUGUA
This is a messenger RNA of Gasterosteus aculeatus aculeatus (three-spined stickleback), 2293 nucleotides long. It is a transcript of the gene plpp1a, whose product is annotated as phospholipid phosphatase 1a. Gene Ontology annotation, cellular component: plasma membrane. NCBI's taxonomy places the organism in Eukaryota, Metazoa, Chordata, Actinopteri, Perciformes, Gasterosteidae. Gene Ontology annotation, molecular function: phosphatidate phosphatase activity. Gene Ontology annotation, biological process: signal transduction; phospholipid metabolic process; phospholipid dephosphorylation. The record is from RefSeq and is a predicted model, not a curated record.